UCUCUCUCUCUCGAUCUCUCUAGGUCGCACUGUUCAGCUUGUGAAUUCUCUCCGGCGUCGCUGUUUGGCUCCUCGGACGGUUAUGAUUCUUUCUCGAAAGAUUGCUGUUUUGGGGAGCGGAAUGCUCAAGCAUUUGUAGUCGAAUUAGGGAUAGCUGAGCCGGACGUAUUCGUGGAAGUGAAUAUGAAAUGUGCGCAGAGACGGCGGAUUCUAACUUGCAAAAACUGACCCGUUUGUGCAAAUCUCUUCUCUGUUUUGAGCAGAGUGAGUCAAAUCCCAUGCCAAAUGCUAUACUCCAUUCAUACAUCAUACAUACGCACUACCUGCAAGAGAUAUAAACCCGUGUGCAUGAAUCGUCGCUUCUUCGAACGGAAACGAAAACCUGAUUUCGUCGCGGGGUAUGAGUACUGAUAAUUUCAAUUUCAUCAUAUGGCAACACCCGGAAUUGCUUACUUGUUGUUAAGUUAAAAGAAGCUCCCUUUACCGAUUCUGCGACUCUAUUCCGAGCAGAAGACAGGUAUAAAAUAAAGGGUCAUGUUCGGGACAGCGAUUAGGCUUUUCGCGACGAAGCCGAAACCGAAGAUGAAGCCGAUUGAGCUCAAGAUGCCUCCAGAACAGACGCAGACCAUCACCAGGGUCAUCUUCGACAUAUUGAAGGAGCACGGUCCUCUCACGAUCGCAGGCACCUGGGAGCGCGUUCAAGAAGUUGGUUUGAGAGGACUGACUAGCAAAAGGCACAUGAAAAUAGUGUUGAGAUGGAUGAGAGAGAGACAAAAGGUGCGGCUCAUAUGCAACCAUGUUGGUCCGAAUAAGCAAUUUCUCUACACAACUUGGUUCACAAAAGUGCGACAAGAAACGGAUAGAACAAUGAAUGCUAGUUCAAAACCUGAACAUCCAUGACUUGUUGCAGGUAGGCCUAUUGUAAAUGUAGAAAGCACACACAAAGAUGUGUAGCUUUGACUUUUGAGACAUCAUUGUAUUUUAGCCCUUCUUUCUAGUUCAGUUUUUGCUUGUUAGAAGAACCGUACUUGCGUUUGCGAGAUUGUGUAAAUAAAGUUUAAUGUUAUUGUA
Messenger RNA from Syzygium oleosum, 1071 nucleotides. RefSeq lists its product as uncharacterized. Lineage: Eukaryota; Viridiplantae; Streptophyta; Magnoliopsida; Myrtales; Myrtaceae. Bases 535 to 900 code for a protein of 121 amino acids. The record is from RefSeq and is a predicted model, not a curated record. The transcript has 2 exons.